Cygnus olor (mute swan) is the source of this 3147-nucleotide messenger RNA. RefSeq names its product golgi membrane protein 2 (gene GOLM2). The record is from RefSeq and is a predicted model, not a curated record. NCBI's taxonomy places the organism in Eukaryota, Metazoa, Chordata, Aves, Anseriformes, Anatidae. The transcript has 10 exons. The coding region runs from base 163 to 1479 and encodes 438 amino acids.
GCGGCCUGGCCCGGCCCCGUCCCCGUCAGCGUCCCGGCCCCGGCCCGGCCGGAGCGGCGCCUGGGAGCCCCGGCAGCGGGGGCAGAGCGGCCCCGGCCCCGGCCCCGGUUCCCCUCAGGCGGAGGCGGCGAGCGGUGACGCCCCCGCCCCGCGGCCUCCCCCAUGGUGGGCUUCGGGGCCAACCGCAGGGGCGGCCGGCUGCCCUCCUUCGUCUUCGUGGCGCUGCUGGCCGUCAUCGCCGUCCUCGCCUUCAACUGCUGGAGCGCCUCGUCCCGCCAGGCGCUGCUGCAGGAGGAGCUGGCCGAGCUGCAGAGCCAGGCCCAGCGCACCGAGGUGGCCCGCGGGCGGCUGGAGAGGCGGAACUCGGACCUGCUGGGCAAGGUGGACUCGCACAGGAAGCAGCUGGAGCAGAAGGAGGCCGACUACAGCCACCUCAGCAGCCAGCUGCAGGCCCGCGACGGGCAGGUGAAGCAGUGCGAGGACAGCAAGAUUAAGCUGCAGAACAAUAUAUCAUAUCAAAUGGCAGACAUACAUCGUUUAAAGGAACAACUUGCGGAGUUACGCCAGGAAUUCAUUCGUCAGGAAGAUCAGCUUCAUGAGUACAAGAAGAACAAUACUUACCUUACAAGGAGACUGGAAUACGAUAGUCUCCAGUGUGGGCAGCAGAUCAAGGAAAUGAGACUGCAACAUGAAGAAAACAUAAAGAAAUUAAUGGACCAAAUUGUACGGGAACAAAAGGCCGCACAGAAAAUUCAAGCCAGUAAAGAUACUGAAGUAAAUCCCAAUAGUGAUGACCAGGCAAUAUCUAAGACUGUUACAGAGACAGAAGAUAAAAAUGCAGAAAAGAAUGAGCAGCCUUCAGAUCAUGUUGUAAACGGCAAAGAAAAAAUCAAAACAGGAGGAGAUGCAGGCAUGCCUGAAAUAGAAGAUAAUGACCCUGCUAAGGCUGAAGAUACUCCCACAGCUUUAAAGAAGCCACUUAUUUCAGCUCCUAGAAGUGAUGGUCAUCAACCUGUUAUAAAUCUUCCAACUGAACAGCCCCAUGCUCCAAAUCUGGCACCAGGUUUGCAUGGUGGCAAUGACGGAAAUGUUGAUACUGUGAAAGAGAUACCUCCAAAUUCUCCUCAGCAUUUAAGUUUUGGAGAAAAUAUGGGAGGUCAGAAAGAACACAAAAUUGAAGCUGACCAUAUAAAACUUCCAAAGAGCAAAGUUGGCGACUUGCAAAAGAUGAAGCAAAGCCGAUUCUUUGAUGAGAAUGAAUCCCCUGUUGAUCCGCAGCAGGGUUCUAAACUGGCAGAUUAUAAUGGGGAUGAUGGGAACGUGGGUGAGUAUGAGGCAGACAAACAGGCUGAGCUGGCUUACAAUGAGGAAGAGGAUGGUGAUGGUGGAGAAGAAGACGUCCAAGAUGAUGAAGAAAGAGAUCUACAGAAUGACCUCGUCGAUUACGGCAAGCCACGUUUCGGUGAUGGUGUUCUUUAAAGCUUGAAUGAAACAGGAAAUGUAGAUGAGAAGAGAUCUCAACUGAAGAACUUGAAGUGCUGCAAACUGAACCAUUUUUACUUCAGUGUUUCAUACUUUAAAAGAAACUGAUAAUAAACCCGAUAAGUAUACUCGAAGUUAGUGAAGUAACAGAAGGAAGCAGUUGUGUACAUAUGUACAUAGUUGUACUAUUGCAAAUUGUAUUAAAACUACAUUUUUGUUGUUACAUUGAGCCAAUUACUUAGACUGUACCUUAUCUGUAAGAAUCUUUUCAUCUGAAACCAAUAUUAUAAAUAUGAGCUGAGCUGUUUCUGCAAAUUAGAAAACUUUGUAAACUGGAGAACUUGUACAGUUUGUAUCUCAUGUAACAAAUACACUGUGGAAACAAUGUACAGCCAAAGGACUCCUUUUCUACAGUAAUACCUGUAUGAGCAAAAAUACUCCGCUUUUUUCAUGAGUGCUGUGUUUUUGUAUUUUGCAGGUGAGCUAUCAGUUGAGAAUGAAAACUGAAUGUUUAAAAAAGUUGCUCCUUCCUUAAUGUAACUGAGGAAAGAUACAACAGCGAAGUAGUCCUCAGAAGCAAGUACCGUUUUAAGUCUAAUAUCCAGUGACCAAAAGUCAUAGCUACAGCUGGAAAUCAGUGAUAGUAGAAUUUCAGUAAUUUGAUACAUCCUGAAAAAAGUUAAUAUCUUAUUUUAGAAGGUAAUAUAGAUAAUUCAACGCAGCUCGUAGGAAAUUUUUGUGUACGUGUUAAAAAAGAGCAAGUGUUAUAGUGAGAAACAAAGACAAGUUUACAUCAGCUUUGUAGGAACCUUAUUGGAAGGAACAACCCCUCCCCUCAGUAAAUAUGUUGUAUCCACUGUUUUACUGUUUCAAGAGCCUCCAUCCUGCGUCACACUCACUUGAGUUAAUUUACAAUUUAAUACUUUGAUACAGAUCUCUCUUGACAUCUGCCACGUUCCUUGUUUUGCGUUUCUAUCUCAGAUGAGUUUGUAAGUUAGAUACUUUUUGUAUUAUGUGUUUAAGCACUUUCUGAAUUUUAUGGAAAUGAUUCAAUUGAUGUACAGUAGAGGAAAUUAAGGUUAUUAACCCAACCUGCUUCUCCAAAAGGGCUACUGUGAAAAGAAAUUAUAGGACCUUUGACUUGGGUGAUUGUACUUUAUCUCUGCACUCAGGUUCCAAUUUCAAAUAACAGUUAAGGUUUGCUUGAUGUCAUUUCAGUGGACCUAUUAAAUUUCAAAAGUUGUACUUUUUUUUUUUUAGCUGUAGGGAUAUUCUUCUAAUGAAUCUUCAGUAUACAAGAAAUAAAAAUUUCAAAUUCUGGUGAUGCAUCUCAAGGGUUUUGUUGUGUUGUUUAAGGCUUGAGCUCUUCAUUACAUCGUACUCGUGGGAGGCAGAUGGGGGGAAUAGCCCUUUGCAUGGUGUGAUAUCCUUUCAGUUAAAAAUAAAAUGCUGAACCUCCUCCGAAUUAGACACCGUACUAAUACCACACAGUAAGUAUAAACCUGUACCAGGAUUCUAAGAAUAGCAGUCUUCAGUAAGUACUGUAUUUAAGCACUGCAACUUUUUGUUUGUCUUAAUGUAAUUUCGCCCUGAAUUAGGUGUUAACUUGAUUCUUCUAAUGAAAGCAACAUAUAUGGGUUCUAAUAAAUUAAGUUGUUCAAAGUU